Molecule: messenger RNA, 3524 nt
Organism: Syngnathus typhle (broad-nosed pipefish)
Lineage: Eukaryota; Metazoa; Chordata; Actinopteri; Syngnathiformes; Syngnathidae
Gene: clip3
Product: CAP-GLY domain containing linker protein 3
Exons: 11
Coding region: 139-2241 (700 amino acids)
Biological process (GO): cytoplasmic microtubule organization
Cellular component (GO): nucleus; microtubule plus-end; cytoplasm
Molecular function (GO): microtubule plus-end binding
Source: RefSeq, a predicted model, not a curated record
AGAGAGAGCGAGCGCCCGAGAGUUCUAGCAUCAUCGCCAUUCACAACCAUCCUCCUCUUCAGCAGCAUCAUCAUCAUCGUUGCUUAUCUGAGCGCGGUCGUACGUCACGUUUUGGCACCAAGUGGCUUGUCUUCAGCCAUGACCAAAGAGGAGGACCUGGAGAUGCAGGAGAAGGAGCGGCACGACCGCGACGACCAGGAGGACGACGACAGGGUCCAAAGGGAGGAGGAGCUGACAGAGGAGGAGGAGGAGGAAGACGAGGAAAGAGCAGAAGAUGAAGACGAGGAGAGAGCAAAAGAUGAAGACGAGCGGGCCGAGGAGCGCCAGGAUGACGACGAGCGGGAGGAGGGAGGACAAGGUCAGCGGCUGGCGCCGCUGCUCGACGAGUCGCCGUCCAGAGAGGCCGACGAGAGCCAGCUGCAGUCUGUGUCUGCGCUCCAGAGUCCGGUCCGCCAGACCCCACGUCGGGCCGUGGUGCACCCCUCGGCGCAGGCGCCCCUCCCCAAAGACUACGCCUUCACCUUCUUUGACCCCAAUGACCCGGCCUGCCUGGAGAUCCUCACGGACCCCCGGACCAGCAUCCCGGAGCUGUUUGCCAUCGUGCGCCAGUGGGUUCCCCAGGUGCAGCACAAGAUCGACGUCAUCGGCAACGAGGUGCUCGUCCGUCCGCAAAGUGGCCCGACUCUGGGCUCUUUUUCAAGCGUGCUCAUCCGUCCGUCCGUCCGUCGGUCGGUGUGCCUUUGUCAGAUUCUGAAGCGCGGUUGCCACGUGAACGACCGCGACGGUUUGACCGACAUGACGCUUCUCCACUACAGCUGCAAGGCGGGCGCGCACGGCGUGGGUGACCCGGCGGCGGCGCUGCGUCUGAGCGGCCAGCUCAUUUCUCUGGGCGCCGACGUGAGUUUGAGGAGUCGCUGGACCAACAUGAACGCGCUGCACUACGCCGCCUACUUUGACGUUCCGGAACUGGUCCGAGUCCUGCUCAAGGCCGCUAAUCCCAGAGGUAGAAGCGCUGCGACCGGUGCCACUCUUUCGGGUCAGCGGGCUAGCAAAGUCUUUUGUGCGUGCGCGCCAGUUCUCAACUCCACCUGCAGCGACUUCCACUACGGGACGGCUCUGCACAUCGGCGCCUCCAACCUGUGCCUGGGUGCAGUCAAGUGUCUUCUGGAGCACGGUGCCAAUCCCGCCGUCCGGAAUGAGAAGGGGCAGGUCCCCGCCGAGGUGGUGCCCGACCCCAUGGACAUGAGUCUGGACAAGGCCGAGGCGGCCACGGUGGCCAAAGAGCUGAAGCGGCUGCUUCUGGACGCCGUCCCGCUGAGCUGCCACCUGCCCAGAGCCACGCUGCCAAACUACGACAACAUUCCCGGGAACCUGAUGCUGUCCUCGCUGGGCAUGAAGCUGGGCCAGCGGGUGGUGCUGGACGACACCAAGACGGGGACGCUCAGGUUCUGCGGUACCACAGAGUUCGCCAGCGGGCAGUGGGUCGGCGUGGAACUGGACGAGCCCGAGGGAAAGAACGACGGCAGCGUCGGCGGCGUUCGCUACUUCAUCUGCCCGCCCAAGCUCGGGAUCUUUGCCCCGGCGUCAAAGAUCUCCAAGCCUGCAGAGAAGAACAUCUCGUCCGUCACCUCCACCCCUCGGACCCCCCGCCGGGACCUGGCCUCGCGCCUCGCCGGGAAGACCAAGAAAGACAAAGACAAGAAGGAGAAAGGCGAGCGCAAUAAAUCCGCUCCGGAGUCGAGCGGGACCAAUAAAGCCAGGCGUGCUUUUGCCCUGUGCCUCGCAGCCCGCAAGAAGAAGACGUCGGCCGUCAGUCCCGAAGCGGAAGGACUCGACGCCCAGGUGGGAGAUCAAGUCCUGGUGGCCGGCCAGAAGAACGGCAUCGUGCGCUUCUUCGGGAAAACCGACUUUGCGCCAGGUCUGUGGUUCGGUGUGGAGCUGGACCAGCCCACGGGCAAACACGACGGCUCCGUAUUCGGGGUGCGCUACUUCAGCUGCCUGCCCAAGUACGGCGUGUUUGCGCCGCCCUCCCGGGUCCAGAGGAUGGGAGGACCUAAAGAAGGCUCACAGAAUGAGGAGGUGUCCACGGUGAAGAAGGUCCACCAAGUCACCAUGGCUCAGCCCAAGCGCAACUUCAGCGCCGUUCGCUCUCCUAAAGAUCUGACCUCCGAGAGCUCCAUAUCCAGGUUGCUCUUCUGCUGUUGGUUCCCGUGGAUGCUGCGAGCCGAGAUGCAAUCCUAAAGGCGUGGGUCUGUCCGUCCGUCCGUCCGUCCGUCCGUCCGUCCGUCCUCCUACUACCUACAGCUGUGGUGGUCCGAGCCGCCCAAACUCCUGUCCCGCGCUGUCAGCUCACGUGUCUUCUCCAGUCUUUCCUUACACUCUUCUUGAGUGCCUUGUCCAUCGGAUGUUCUCCGUUCCUGCUGAAGAAAGCCUCGCUGCCGCCGGCUCGCACUCGGCUAACGACUUUAGCUCGUAGCUCAGUUUUUGUUUUGUUUUUUGGUCGAGUGCCACGUGAGCUGCAAAAGCGGCCGCACGCCCGCUGGCCGGCCCACUGGCCGGCCCGCUGGCCGGCUGGCUUUUGUGCUUUGCGUUCAUCUCUUGUAGCUCUUGAUGUCUUUUGCUUUGGUUUUGUUGUUGUUUUUUUCAAACCAUCUCACCGAGCCACGCCGUCCGUCCAUGGUUUGAACGGAGAAAUUGUUUGCAAUGUGACAAAUGAAGCAAAUUGUGUUUUUUGUCUGUUGGACGGCGAGAACAAGAAGGUUGUUGGCAGCUCCGUUCUCUGCAUCCAUCAGAUUGUUGAUGGCGAAAGGAGCACACAUUUGUAGACUUGAUCCAAAUGGAGUUGAUGAGCACCAAAAGUGCAAAGGGAGCCCAAACAUUUGUGCACUUUGCAAAGUCUUUCUGCCUUUCUUUGGAGCAUUUUCAACUUUGAGCAUUGCCAACAUGGCAAACAACCAGCAUGUUUCUGAAGGCCCCUUCUUGUUUGCUUUGUGGCGUGGCGUGGCGCAGCUGGUCAGAAGAAUUUGCCGCCACUCUGGGGCAAUGCCACACGUUGGCCGGCCACACGCUUGGGCUUCCUUUGCUGUCAGCUCCAUAUUGUUGCACAUUCACGUACGGUCGGUCUCCAACUAAAUCCACCUUGUGCAAUGAGCGACCAACCACCAGGCAGGCAGGCAGGUAGGCAGGCAGGUAGGCAGGCAGGCAGGCAGGCGACAAAGUUCUUUGAAAGGACAAUUUUGCCUCAACAAAGCGGUCAGUUUGACGACGACAAAAGCGCUCGCGUGAAUAUGGAUGAGCCGAAAUGCCGCGAGCGGGUCUGGUCCAACUAAGCUCAAAACAACAUCACCGUGACGUCACCAAGUGUACUUUUGUGCGUACUUUUGCAUGCUGUGUACCGUUGCGUAGAUGUUCUUUCUCAUCUUGUCAUUAGCAUGGAAAUGCAUCCCAUAAUAGGAACAAGUGCUGUCUGUCAUUUGGUCAAUAGGAUACAAAAUAAACCACUGGAUGUUGGGUUUCUUUUUUGA